AUGGCCUACAGGCGUAGUCUCACAACAAGUGCGAAACUUCUAACCCGACAACGAUUUGCUCCUUCAUUUUCUUGUACUCAUCACGAAGACGAUUGUAACAAUUCUCAUUCAGAUGAGAAAGUAAAGAGUUUUCUUCAAAGUCGAUCAUAUGGUAACAACACCAACAGUUGGCUAGGGUUUGGCAGUGGUAUGAGUUUUCGAGAUCCAAAAGGGUCUCAGUUUCUUCAUGUAACAAGCGGAUUCUUAUUAGCUAGACAUAUGUCGACUACAAACGUAGAUGGAGACGGAGAAGAGAAGAUUGAGUGCAUGGCUGAUAAAACCAUGGAAGUCGUGUCUAGUCAAGCCACUGCUGUUAACGAAGUUGCUGUGGCUGCUGCGGAUUCUUGGCCAUCAGUUGCAGCUUUACAGUGGGCAAGCAUAGUCAUAACAACUCUUGUGAUUAGAACCUUGUCAAUUCCACUCAUGAUUAAUCAGCUCAAGGCUACCUCAAAGUUAACUAGUUUGAGGCCAGAACUGGGGCAGAUUAAGCAGGAGAUGCAAGAUAGGGUAAGGGCAUCAGACUUCUUCUUUGAUGUUGUAUAGUCAAAAAACCACCAUGUGCAUGAGUCUUGAACUUACUUCCUUCAUGUG
Lactuca saligna is the source of this 630-nucleotide messenger RNA. The record is from the annotation of a GenBank genome assembly. NCBI's taxonomy places the organism in Eukaryota, Viridiplantae, Streptophyta, Magnoliopsida, Asterales, Asteraceae.